Messenger RNA from Salmo salar (Atlantic salmon), 2518 nucleotides. RefSeq names its product lysophosphatidic acid receptor 4. NCBI's taxonomy places the organism in Eukaryota, Metazoa, Chordata, Actinopteri, Salmoniformes, Salmonidae. The record is from RefSeq and is a predicted model, not a curated record. Gene Ontology annotation, biological process: positive regulation of Rho protein signal transduction; phospholipase C-activating G protein-coupled receptor signaling pathway. Gene Ontology annotation, molecular function: lysophosphatidic acid receptor activity. Gene Ontology annotation, cellular component: plasma membrane.
GUGUGUGUGUGUGUGUGUGUGUGUGUGUGUGUGUGUGUGUGUGUGUGUGUGUGUGUGUGUGUGUGUGUGUGUGUGUGUGUAUAUCUGAGAUCGGGAUGCCCUGGAGGGGGCUUGCCUGGUGGACCCCCCACUGACCUCCCCAGAGAACGUCCACUACCCCACCCCCAACCGUUACCCUUCUACCUUCACCCCGGCCUCAGCAUGGCUGGUCUGGUGCUGAAUGAGACAGGCAUGGAGGACUGUGGGAUAGAUGACAGCUUUAAGUAUGACCUGUACAGCGUGGUCUACAGCGUGGUGUUUGUCCUGGGGCUCUGCACCAACUGUGCUGCUCUCUUUGUGUUCUGCUUCCGGAUGAAGCUACGCAACGAGACAACGCUGUUCAUGACUAACCUGGCAUUGUCAGACCUUGUGUUUGUGUUCACGCUGCCCUUCAAGGUCUACUACAACGUCAACCGACACUGGCCCUUUGGAGACGAACUCUGCAAGGUAUCAGGAACAGCGUUCAUCACCAACAUCUACGGUUCCAUGUUGUUCCUCACCUGCAUCAGCGUGGACCGCUUUCUGGCCAUCGUCUACCCCUUCCGCUCGCGCUCAGUCCGCACACGGAGGAACGCAGGCCUGGUGUGUGCUGCGGUCUGGCUCACCAUCGUGGGUGGAGGGAUAUCGGUCACCUUCUUUUCCACGAUCAACCAGGCAAACCGCGCCACGGCCUGCUUCGAGGGAUUCUCCAAGAGCACCUGGAAGACAUACCUGUCCAAGAUUACUAUAUUUAUAGAGAUCGUAGGUUUUCUCAUCCCACUCCUAACCAACCUGGUGUGUUCUUCUCUGGUGCUGAGAACCCUCCGUCGCCCAGGGACCAUCGGCCACGGCUGCAACAGCAAGCGCCGGGUCCUCCGUAUGAUCCUCGUCCACCUGGCCAUCUUCAUCGUCUGCUUCGUCCCAUACAACUCCAUCCUCUUCCUCUACGCCAUGGUGCGGACCCAGGCUCUGGCCAACUGUAACCUUGAGAGGUUUGUUCGGACGCUGUACCCCAUCACCCUGUGUCUGGCCACCCUCAACUGCUGCCUAGACCCAGUGGUGUACUACUUUACCUCUGAGUCCUUCCAGAAGAGUCUCACCACAGGGGGGAAGGGAGGGGUCCGGGCUGAAAGCAUCCCCCGCAGCGACUCACACCUGAGUACUGAGGCAGAGACGCAGCAGGACACAGGGACACUGACCAGGGAUGGGAGACCGUCGAGAGACACAAGGGACUGGACAGUCACCAGGAGAGACUCACAAGAAGCAUCACUCACUAGAAACACACAGGACGCACACGCUCUCGUCAGCAACGGGAAAGAUACGGGAGUGAAUGAGACUCAGUUCUGACACUACGGGGGAGAGAGAAAUAAAAAGAGAGAGAGAGGAAGAGAGAUGGAGAAAUAGAGCGAGAGGACAGUUCAGGAUGGAGAAAUCAGGUUUCUGAGUCUAAGUCCUAGUUCAAAAGCCACCGUAUCUCCGCUCCAAACAAAAAAAUAUGUCACUUUCUCUUUGGAAGAGCAGGGAUUGAAUGCCGUCUGAAACAACGCAGUGUGCCUCGUCAAAAAGUCUGACGAUACUUCGGGAGUCUCUGCUGCUCUUUUGGCAUAGUGCGGGUGAAGCCUCUGUUUACUGCAGCUCGCCUCGUCAGACUUUUGACGAUAGUUCGGGAGUCUCUGCUGCUCUUUCGGCAUAGUGCGGGUGAAGCCUCUGUUUACUGCAGCUCACCUCGUCACUUUUGACGAUAGUUCGGGAGUCUUUGCCGCUCUUUCGGCAUAGUGCGGGUGAAGCCUCUGUUUACUGCAGCUCGCCGGAGCAGUUCUUCCACUGUCAGGAUAAAUGGUAAUGCAUAUUAAUAUAUGUUAAUUGCAUACAAAUAAAGGUUGCUUUGCUACCACACCCACAACAGAAAGACAAUCAUGGUCUCAGAUUCGCAGGUAGAGGACUUCUGUGAGAUGUUACUGUUGGGUCUGAAUUCAACACUUUACCAAUGAGGAAAUCUGUUGCAGUGUUGAGAGUGGUUGCUGGGUGAACAGGGUCAAUAUCAGGGGAUAUCUUUAUCUUUGUAUUUCCGGAUAGCUGACUGGCUCGAUUCGGUCAUAUGUAGCAACAUUUGAAAUUGUGUUUUUUACAUUUACAAAAGUAGAGACUCAGAGCUAGAAAAUGGUACAUUACACACUAUAGUUGAGGAACAAUGGGAAAGUCAUUCUGCUUUGAAAAUUUAUAAAUUGAAGAGCUUUUCUUUGUCUAUACCCAUUCAACAUUGUUCACACCCUCUUAAGCCUUAGCCCCACUCAUCUCUUUAAGGAUUCACAUGUGAGGCCAUGUGUUAAACAGAGUGAAUAUGGUAGUGUACUAAACAACCAAAGAUUAAGACUAAAUAAAGGCUGGUUUAUAUUACGUCUAUCGACAGUUGUCACAGUGACAUCAUAUACAUUCUAUUGUUGUCCAGCAUCAAACUUGUUGUCGUUAUGAAAAAGUAAAAAGACAAAAAUGACAGGCA